This is a messenger RNA of Macadamia integrifolia, 644 nucleotides long. RefSeq names its product stress-associated endoplasmic reticulum protein 2-like. The record is from RefSeq and is a predicted model, not a curated record. Gene Ontology annotation, cellular component: endoplasmic reticulum. Gene Ontology annotation, biological process: endoplasmic reticulum unfolded protein response. The coding region runs from base 287 to 493 and encodes 68 amino acids. The transcript has 3 exons. Lineage: Eukaryota; Viridiplantae; Streptophyta; Magnoliopsida; Proteales; Proteaceae.
UUAUCCGGCCGAGGAGUUUUUAUCUAAUUCGGCUCUAAAUUUUGAAACGUUAUUAAUCAGCUCAUAUGCUAUUGCUGCAUCAUCAUUCCACAUGGCAAUGAAGACGGGCCUUGGCAACCGGACCCUUCAAAUGAGUUUUUCCCAUAAUAAGAGAGUUCUGGAAAUCAGAAAACUUGUAUUUUCCUUUCUCGCUUCAGAUCUUUGAGUGGAAUCGCAGUUGCAGGGCAGCCUAAAGUUUGAAAACUUCCGGUUCCCCAAAUCCUAAUCCUACCCAGAGACGAAGAAAAUGACUACCUCUAGGCGCCUUGCAGACAGAAAAGUGGUGAAGUUUCAGAACAAUAUCACAAAGAGGGGAUCCGUCCCUGAAACCUCAGUGAAGAAAGGAUAUGACUACCCGGUCGGGCCAAUUGUGCUUGGGUUUUUUGUUUUUGUGGUCAUUGGAUCAUCCCUGUUUCAGAUUAUAAGGAUGGCUACAAGUGGUGGGGUGUUCUGAGACCAUGGAGGAGGAAGUUUCAGUGAACAUGGAGACGUGCUGUGUGGGUUGUAAAACACUAAACUAGAAAAGUCAAGUGUGUUAAGAAGAGAGAGUUGUGACAGAAGCAACUUUUUUUUUUGUUUAAUAAAAUAAAAUGUUGUUCACUGAA